AUGUCUUCUACAGCCAACCUGAAGAACUUGCGAGUUCUUCUCACCGCAUGCCUCGUGCUUGUGGUGUUCAACAUCAUUUAUUUCUUCCAUGUUGAGGGAAGCGUUUCGGAAUCAGUCGUGGAAAGCACCUUCAAGGACCACGCUGUCGCUCACGCAAUGGCCAAUCAAGAUAAUCAGAAACCCGAGCCUACCAAUGAGCAGCCUAGAACUAUUCUCAGGAAGUACUUCGACGACAGGGACCACGGCUUGGUGGUUAUUUCUUCUGUUCACGGUGAAGUGGAAGACGACGAUUUCGAGACAAGGGAGUUGGAGCAGAUGAUUGUCAAACACAAAUAUGCCGAAGACGAAAAGUUUGAAAUAAUCACCAUCAAUGCAUACGACUACUCGUCGCUCUCCCAGGUGACUCCUGACACUCUGUUGGAUGGAGCCCGAAAAUUGGCUAAGUUCAAGGAGGAGUUCAUGACUUUCAUGUCGAACUUGAUGAAGACAAUCACAGCAGCUGAACCCGCAUGCUCCAAAAUCAACAACGACGCCCAUUACCUGGCUGCCAAGAAGGAAAAGAAGUUCCCUAAUAGGGAAGGCAGAAUCCCUGUUUAUGGUGGUCACUGGAGAGAGUCAUAUAAGAAGGAGCCUGUCAGAAACGAAGAGUACUUACUGUAUUUUUUCCGUCCAACCGAGACUGAAAUCCAGGCGCUUACCGAUUCUCACCUGAAAUUCGUCGCCGAGAUGCCUGAGAGUUUCCCAGCCGAAUUGAAAGAGAUGGGCCAGGACGAGUCAUUCAUGCGUGGUGACGGUAUCGUGUAUUUGGGUGGUGGCAGAUACAACCAGCUCGUGUUAAUUUCCAUCUCCAUGUUGCGUGCAUUAGGCUCCAAGUUGCCCGUGGAGGUUAUCAUUCCGAAACGUUCUGACCACGACAUCGAUCUCUGCUCUACAAUCUUGCCAGCCUACAAUGGUAAGUGUAAGAUCAUGGAGGAUUACCUUCCAGAGCUGCUUACUAAGAAUUUGGGAGGAUUUCAGUUGAAAAACGCCGCUCUCUUGGUCUCUUCCUUCAAGAAUAUUCUUUACUUGGAUGCCGAUAACAUUCCCACCGCAAAUCCCGACUAUCUCUUUGUCAACGAGCCCUUCCUUUCUAAGAGAAUGAUCAUGUGGCCAGAUUUGUGGCGGAGAUCUACUUCCCCAUCAUUCUAUCGCGUGGCAGGAAUUACCUACAAUGCUCAACAUCGGGUUCGUAACAGCUUCUUCAAGACAGACCCAAAACUAACUAGUCCAGACGGCCCCUCCUUCCAUGACUGUCUUGGAACUGUUGCAGAUGCGUCCAGUGAAACAGGACAGAUGAUGAUUGAUAAGGAAGCGCAUUUUUCAUCUCUUAUCUUGUCCAUGUACUACAAUUACUACGGCCCAGACUAUUACUACCCAUUAUUAAGCCAGGGUGCCGCAGGUGAGGGUGACAAAGAGACUUUCAUUAUGGCGGCCCAUAAACUCGGCCAUUCAUACUACCAAGUCAAUGAAUUUAACCGUGAGUUCGGGCCUGUGAAUUCCAAAAAGAAGCACGAGUUUUUCGGAAUGGGACAAUAUAAUGCGAUCAUCGAUUACAUUGAGUCUGAACGUAAACAGGAUAACGCACCAGAACACUACCCUGAGGAUGAAAAUGAUGUCGACACAAACAACUACGAAUUCCACUACCAUCCAUCUUAUGCACUAAUGUUUUUGCAUGCCAACUGGCCCAAAUACUACAUCUCUGAAAUGUUCUUACACAAUGGUCUUGGCCGUGGACAUAAAGAUGAUGAAGGAAAAAGAAGAAGAUUGUAUACCGACUACUUGAAAUCUCAGACUGAUCUGAUUGAUAUCGAGGUGGAAAUCAUGAGACAUAUUAAAUAUUGGUUCUGUAACAGAAAAGUGCAGUUGCAGGAUGUUCCAGGGCCGGAUACAGAAGACAGAGAGAAAAUCUGCAAAAAUGUACUUGAACAGAUUCAAUACUUACAAGGAUAG
Messenger RNA from Sungouiella intermedia, 1989 nucleotides. NCBI's taxonomy places the organism in Eukaryota, Fungi, Ascomycota, Pichiomycetes, Serinales, Metschnikowiaceae. The record is from the annotation of a GenBank genome assembly.